UCCCUGCGCUCCGCGGGGCGCUGCCGCCCUCAUGGCUCUGUGUCCGGGCGUGCUGACCGCCUGCAUCUUCGGCCUUCUCCUGCUGCCGGCAGCCGUUUUCAGUGAAGAUUGUCAUGCAUAUAUUAGUUAUUUAGGCGACGUACGAUCUGCACAAUCCUGUCCUCAUUUCUGCUGUGGAUCUUGUGUGAAUCGAUACUGCUGCUCUAAUAUAUUACUAAAAUUUGACGAACAAAAUUGCAAUCAGCGUAAUCAAAGGAUGCCUGACAUAGAAGACUCUCUGCAAGCUUUAAAGAAGUUAAGCGAGAAACUGAGGGUCUCUGACUCACAGAUUUUUGAGGAUCCUGAUGAUUUCUUAGAUGCUUCUGACCCCAGUUUUGGAACCCUUAUUGCCAUUGGAGUUACUGUUUUUGCAGUGAUUGUCAUUACUAUUAUUCUGUGCCUCACAUGUUCCUGUUGCUGUCUGUACAAAGCGUGUCGAAGACCACGGCCUGUGGUGACCACCACUGCCACCACGGCGGUGGUUCACUCUGCCUAUCCCCAACAACCAGCAGUGCCACCCAACUACCCUGCAGCUCCAUACCAAGGCUACCAGCCCGUGGCUAUCCAGCCCCAGCCGGGGAUGCCGGUGGCUCCGUACCCUGCACAGUACCCUCCUCCUUACCCCAUGCAGCCAGCAGGACCCCCAGCUUAUCAUGAAACCGUAGCAGCUGGUGUUGGAGCCCCUUACCCCACCCAGCCCCCUUACAACCCUGCUUAUGUGGAUCCUCAGAAGCCCACCUAUUGAAAAGCUCUUCUACUGUGCUUCUGCAUACAAAACUUUUCAGAAUAUAAUUUGUUCUGUUUACAACAUGCCACCUGUACUAUAUUUUUCUGGAAGACAACAAUCUUUUGUCUAAGUAGAGUGAAAAUCAGUUCAGUAUCUCCUUUAUUUUAAUGCUCCAAGGAAGGAGUAUUUUUCUUGCAGAAGUUAAUUUAUACCUCAAGCAAAUACAAAAAGAGAUUUUGUUCUAGAUACAAUGAGAAAAGUGAAGGAGCAUUUCAGAAAUACAGAACCACAAUACCAUUUGCUGUGCAAUAAUUUUGAGAGGAAUGGUCUAAAAUGAGCAUUGUCAAAUACCCAAAGCUGUAGCAAUCUUUUGCACAGUAUUAAAAUGUAAAAGCCUCUAAGAAACUACCUGAUGCAUGUUAUGUAAGUUCUAACUGUUUUGAAGCUACUAUUGUUAGGUAAGCUAUCAUUUAAUAUCAUUUGAUUUACCAUUCAAAAGGGAAUUUUCCUUUUUUGCAACACAUUUACCUUUGGUAAGGGGUAGUAAGCCAUGUUUGUCUUUGACCUAGUUCUAAAUAGCACAUUAUUUCCUUGUUUUCUGUUCCAGUUUUAAGGUGUUAUAACUCCAUUGGGUGUUAUCACUAGAAAUUAACAGACUCUCUGCCACUUAAUGGACCAAAUAGAUCAAAAGCUGAAAUCCUGAAAAUUCUUCAUAAAAAUUAUUGGGUGAGUUUUUCUUGUUUAGGUAGUAUUGGACAAGCUUACAGCCAUCUGUUGUUAAUGAGUUUGGAAUUAAAAUCAGCCCCUUAAUUGCUCUUUAAGCAGAGGUACCUUGGCAUUCAGUCCUGCCUCAUCACAGAGAAGGAAUUUAUUUUACAGGAGAGAUGGGAUGUCAGCAGAAGAUUGGGGUUUUCAAAUGCUCAGGGUUUUUCCACUGUCUCUUGUGGGAACUGUAGGUGGUGGGAGCCCAAGAAUUACAGACCUUUAUAAAUCCAGUCUGCUUUGGAGUAACAAUAUGCUAGGUGAGGGGCUAGGUGAGGGCUUUAAACCUCCCUUUUGUCUUCAACAUUCCCAUAAAGCUGAGCAGAGAAUGAGAAGUCAGGAAAAGGAAGGAUUUGGUCACAGCCAGGUAAUGUAUUUUUAAGAAGGUAAUGCUUUCAAUCAUGAAACAUCUUGAGACAUCUUCAGGACUGUUAACACUGCUGGGGCUUUAGGCUUUAUGAAUCUUUUAUUGCUCAAACAAGGUGGGUUUUUUUUCACUGUCCUCAACAAUUCUGUCUUUUCCAACACUGAAAUGCGAUUUGUUGGUCAUCCUCAUAGAACUAUGUAGUUAUUUGCAUGUAUCACUGUGACAUAAUCAGUGAAAUAAUUUUAACGUAUCUUUUACACUGAUUUUACUUUUAUAGAGAGGCCAUUGAGCCAUUUGUCCUGUGAUUCUACAUUUGGGGUGUAUUAUUGUUUGGUGGCAUUCUUUUACCUCACAGAGUGGAUGGAAAUUGCUGCUGUCAAAGGCAGCCUUGUUCCUCUUUCUGAUUUUUUGAGUCUAUUUCUGGAUUAUUCCAGUUCUUUUUUUAAGAAAGUUUUCAGGGCAUUUCAGAAGAAAUUUGUUGAAAGUUUUUAUGUUGGAGUUCAUGACAACCUGUGCCCCUCUGUUAGACCUCUCUGAGUGUUGAAGUUAAUAGCAUGUAAUGAUGCCAAGAGGCACUCACAGAACACGUAUCCUGUGUGUGUUCCUUCCUGCCUUCUCAGCUGAGAAACUGGGCAAAACUUCAUUACACUGUCACUUGUUAUAUGGGAACAACCAAAAAAGGAUGGUGUCUCCUGUAUGGAGGAGGAAGUGUUGCCUUAGAAACCUGGAAUGUUUCUGUGGGAGGGCACUGAGUAAUUGCAGAAAUAAAUCCCUUGCUACAGAUUCUACCCUUGGUGUUUAUUCAUGGAGAAGGAGGGCAGAGAUUGUUCCAGCACCUUUGUAAGCCUGGGUGGAGUCGGGCCAGGGAGAGCACAGGUACAGCAUCCAGCGUGGGGCUUCCUGAGGUUGUUCCUGUCCCCAACCUGGUGUGACAAAAGGAGCAACUCAUGGCAGUCACAGUGUCUUGUUUGGGUUGUGAGAGGGAAAUCUGCAAUUUCAUGGCAGGAUGGCUCAAUCAUCAUGCCUGAGGAGAUGGGAGGAAAGUAAGGUGGCAGCAAUAACAGACAUUCCCAAAUAGGAGGUUUUGGGGUGGAAGUUGUACAGACCAAACAGAUGGUCCUGAAUAGUCACUGGUUUGUGUGUGGUGGUGGGAGAUGAGGGCUAGGGGUAGGGUUGAGGAUCCUGGAAAUGGACACCUUUCCUUUCGUGGACAUGUGCAAAGAUCAAUCAUUAAUAUACAAGGAACUGCCUUAGCAGUACUAUUACUAAUUCAGUUACGAAACUUACUGAAAGAAGAGAAAAUGGUUCAGUUCACAAUUAAUCAGAUUGUGAUUAAUUUCUUACUGUUAGUGCAUUAAUAAUUAACUGUGAGGUGUAGGACCAAAUUUUAUUUGGUUCUUGCCCUGCAGCCUUGUUAAAGCUUAUUUUCAAAUACUGAAGAGAAUGGGAUGGUUACAAAAAAGAUGGAGAUGAUCUGUAAGUUUUCAGUUAAAGCACUGCUGAUGUGUCAGUCCCAGCAUCUGUUGCCUUCACGUCACACUUGUUCUCCACAGUGCUGUAGGGAGGGGGGAGGAAGCUAAGACUUUAAAUGUUGAUAUAUCUUAUUUUUUUUAACUUCUGUAAGUGCCUUUGUAUCAGAAGUGUUUUGUGAAAAUAAAGACAGUAGAAUAUUGAAUUUACUGGAUAAUCAUUGUUGCUUUUGUUACAUACAUGGUUACAUGUAACCUUGCUUUGUAUGUUGUUUGUAGGUUAAACAUAAGUAUUCAAACCAAAUAGCAUAAACUCUAUGCACCUUUGUAAUAAAUGCAGUGUUUGAAGUACA
Messenger RNA from Pseudopodoces humilis (Tibetan ground-tit), 3717 nucleotides. RefSeq names its product shisa family member 5 (gene SHISA5). NCBI's taxonomy places the organism in Eukaryota, Metazoa, Chordata, Aves, Passeriformes, Paridae. The record is from RefSeq and is a predicted model, not a curated record.